Messenger RNA from Sceloporus undulatus (fence lizard), 11117 nucleotides. It is a transcript of the gene SETD1B, whose product is annotated as SET domain containing 1B, histone lysine methyltransferase. Gene Ontology annotation, molecular function: histone H3K4 methyltransferase activity; protein binding; RNA binding. The record is from RefSeq and is a predicted model, not a curated record. Lineage: Eukaryota; Metazoa; Chordata; Lepidosauria; Squamata; Phrynosomatidae. Gene Ontology annotation, cellular component: Set1C/COMPASS complex.
GACGGGGCGGCGCAGGUGCCGUGAAUGUGCCUCCGGCGGAGGGCGGCUAGCCCUGAGCCCAGCGGCUCCGUAGCGGGGGAUUGUGGGAUGCCUGAGAAGCCAGCCAGCGGAGGGCAGCGCGCGCACUCGCUCUCUCUCUCUCUCUCUCUCUCUCACACACACAGAGUCAGCUCCAGAGGCAGGCAGGCAGAGAGACAGACAGCCAAGCAGCCAGGCAGGCAGUAUGUGUUGGCUCGCCAGGAAAAGGAAAGGAGGCAGGAGGCUUGGGGCGCCCCUGUAAUGUAGCCCGCAGGCCCACGGGGGAAGGCAGCCCAGCCGACGCCGACUAGCACCAUGUCUUUCAAAGAGAUCAAGGCAGCAGCAGCAGCAGCAGGAGGAGGAGGAGGAGGAGAGAAAGCCAAGCACGCCGAGGACCAUGGCAAAAAGCAGAGCUCCAGUUGGAUCAACGGCAUGGAGAGCAGCAGCAGCAGCAGCUCCCAAGCCAGCACCUCUGGCGAGAAGAAGAACCACCAUUGGAAAAGUUACAAGUUGAUUAUUGACCCGGCGCUGAAAAAGGGACAGCAUAAACUCUAUCGCUACGAUGGGCAACAUUUUAGCAUUCCUAAUUCAGGUCUUGCCCCAGUGGAUUGUGUCAGAGAUCCCAGGAUAGGACGAAUAUGGACCAAAACUAAAGAGCUGGAACUCUCUGUCCCCAAAUUUAAGAUCGAUGAAUUUUACGUGGGGCCAGUGCCUCCCAAGCAGGUCACUUUUGCCAAGCUGAAUGACAACAUCCGCGAAAACUUCCUGGCAGACAUGUGCAAAAAGUAUGGUGAAGUGGAAGAAGUGGAGAUCCUCUACAACCCCAAGAACAAGAAGCACCUGGGGAUUGCCAAAGUCGUCUUUGCCACGGUCAAAGGAGCCCGGGAAGCAGUUCAGCACUUGCACAACACUUCGGUCAUGGGCAACAUCAUCCACGUGGAGUUGGAUACUAAAGGUGAAAAGCGCAUGCAUUUUUACGAACUCCUUGUGAAUGGACUCUACACUCCUCAGACCCUACCUGUGGAGACUGAGCCAGAGGCAUCUUCUCCUGUGAACGAAACUCUUCAGUUGGCUGAUACCCUGAAACGUCUAAAAGACAGUAGCCUUUCUUCUGUGGGAUCAUCAGCUACCCCCAACAGUAGCACCCCAUUUUCACAUGAUACUGCCUUUUCCAGUUGUCGGCAAGAUACACCCAACUCUUUCACCCAAUUUACGCCUCAGUCCCAAGGAACCCCUCUCACCCCACGCCUGGGGACUCCGUUUUCCCAAGAUUCUGCAUACUCUAGUCGCCAGACCACGCCAGCGUACCAUUUUGGACAGGACUCUGGAUAUAAACCCAGGAGACAUGAAACAAAAUUUACAGAUGCGUAUAAUCGACGCCCAGGCCAUCACUAUGUUCAUAACUCAGCGGGUGCUUUUCGGGGGUCAGAACAGUUCAGUGCAUUCAAGUCCCAUCAACAAGAGACUGUGCAAUUUCCCCACACUUCUCCUUUGAGCCACUCAGGUUCUUCAACGUUCAAAUCCGCCUUCUCCCCAUACCAAGCCCCAACGACAUAUCCCCAGCCUGAAGAACCACAGUUUGCUCAAACCUCUAGGGAGGUAGAGUACCGACGGCCACCUCCACCACCAACAGAGACAGUAGUUGAAAGUAGCUCAGUCACCACGGUUGAUUUUGUGCCUGUAAAGGAAAAACCUGAGGAACCCCCACCUUUGCCAGAGUCCAAAAGUCUUAAUGAAUCAACAACAGUGGCAUCGUUCUCACAGACACCAGAAAGGAGUGAGACCCCAGGAACCCCGACCACAGAAUCUGAAGUUCAGCAUAACAGUUUAGACUCACGGAUUGAGAUGCUCCUAAAAGAGCAGAGAACAAAGCUCUAUUUUCUCAGUGAGCAUGACUCUGACAAUGAAAUUCGAAUGGAAGGUAGUCCCAUCUCAUCAUCCUCUUCCCAGCUUUCUCCAAUUCCCAACUUUGGUUCCAACUCCCAGCCCAGCUACAGAGCACAAACACCUUCCUCGCGUCCUUCUAGCACUGGCUUGGAAGACAUUAGCCCAACGCCAUUGCCAGAUUCUGAUGACGACGAGCCGAUUCUUGGAACGGCUUCUCUCAUUCAGAAUGCAAGAGGCACAUCAGAUACUAGCAUGACUCUUGUUGAUCAGCUGAGCAGGACAUCCAAAACAGAGUCCGCUGAGGCUAAAGAAAUGCUGCCUGCUAAUGAUAGUCCAACUCUGGAAAAAAUGGAAGAGUGUCAUCAGUCUUCAGGGGAAGACAUGGAGAUCUCUGAUGAUGAAAUGACCCCAUCUCCGAGCACAGAAUGUGCCAAAAACAUUGUGGUGAACACCUCCAUUGGCAACUCGGCUGUGAUGGCUCCUUCGAUCCCCAUGCCGCCACCUGGUUUUCCUCCUUUGCCUCCCCCGCCACCCCCGCAGUCAGUUUAUCCAAUGCCGCCACCUCUCCCACCGCCACCUCCACCAACUCACCCGGCAGUCACUGUCCCACCUCCGCCCCUUCCGGCUCCCCCUGGGGUUCCUCCUCCACAUAUAUUGCCUCCACUCCCUCCAUUCCAUCCUGGAAUGUUCCCUGUCAUGCAGAUGGAUAUGAUCAGCGUCUUGGGCAACCAGUGGGGUGGCAUGUCAAUGUCUUUUCAAAUGCAAACCCAGAUGUUGAGCCGCCUGAUGCAAGGGCAGAACACGUACCAGUACCCCCCUUUCCUAGGGAAUCGGAUGCAGUUUGUGAACCUUCCUCCUUACCGACAUUUCUCCAUGGGGACAUCUGUCAACCGUGGGCAACAGUGGCCACCUUUGCCCAAGUUUGAUCCCUCUGUUCCUCCUCCGGGUUAUGAGCCCAAGAAGGAAGAUCCACACAAGGCCACUGUCGAUGGUGUUCUCUUGGUGAUUGUGAAGGAACUUAAAGCAAUAAUGAAAAGAGAUUUGAACCGGAAGAUGGUGGAGGUGGUGGCCUUCAGAGCAUUUGAUGACUGGUGGGACAAGAAAGAGCGUCUAGCAAAGGCAUCGCUUACUCCAGUCAAAUCUGGAGAAAAUAAAGAUGAGGAAAAGCCAAAACCAAAGGACCGCAUCACAUCUUGUCUUCUGGAGAACUGGAACAAAGGAGAAGGGCUGGGUUAUGAGGGGAUCGGUUUAGGCAUUGGCUUACGAGGGGCCAUCCGGUUACCAUCUUUCAAGGUGAAGAGAAAGGAGCCACCUGAAGCUGCCUCGGCUGGAGACCAGAAGAGACUCCGGCCCUCUACUUCAGUAGAUGAUGAAGAUGAAGAAUCUGAACGAGAUCGAGAUCUGCCUGAUGCAACAUCAGACCUUUCCAAGAAGGAUGCAGAAGCUGUAGGUCUAAGAAGGAGACCUGGCAGGCCAUUGGAACUGGAUAGUGAAGGAGAGGAGGCAGACUCAGGAAAGGAGGAAGAUGAGGAGGAAGAAGAAUCUUCUUCAGAAAAGGAGGCAGAGCAGGAGGAAGAGGAAGGGGUGAUGAAAUCAACUUCUGACAAGGAAGAGGAGGAAGAGGAAGACAUCAAGGAAGAGGAGGACGAGGAGGAGGAGGAUGGCGAGGAAGACGAUGAAGAGGCUGAAACAGAAAUGAGCGAAAAGGAAGGGGAUCAGGAUUCCGAAGAAGAUGAUGUUGGAAGUCCUGUCUCAUCCAGAGCAGCUGAAUCAUCCGAUGAAAGUGAUGAGUCCUCAGUUGGGACAAGCUCUGACUCUGAUGAUGAAGAUGAUGAGAUGAAGAGGAAGGAAGAAGAGGAGGCAGAAGAGGUGGAAAGCUCUGAGGAACUAGAAGACAUGAAGGGUAUCUCUACGGCAAGAAAGAAAGAAGACACUGUGCCCACUGAGCUAACCGCAGAGUCACUCAUUAAAGACCCUGAAAAUGAGGAUGAAAAAGAGACCAUCCUGGAAUUUCCAGUGGAUGACUAUUGGAAGGUACUCCUUGGUGCUAGGAGCGCUCCCAUGCCAGAAGGAGCGAAACAGAAGGAAGGCAUCAAGCAACCCGAUGAGGAAACUGGUUGAUGUGCCGAGGUCCUUGCUGCAGAAGUGCUGGUGGUUAUUGAGAGCCAGGAGGAAAAGCUACAGUUGUCCCCAGUCUGUGUGCCAGCCUCAGUAGAGGAGCCUGAUCCAAAUAGUGAGCAAGAGCCUGAGAUGCUGGAUGGUCCAAAACCAGAGACUCAGGAUAAUGAAACCGUCCGUCCACCAACAUCAGUGGGGCUAUUUGGAGAUAUCUUACCCAGCAAGACCUCCUUCUUCCCCAAACCUGAGGACAGCAAUUUAUAUGCUCAAGCAAAAGCCAAGCUGCCAUCCACAGCCGAGGAGGAAGAUCAGCUUCCUCGGACUCCAGGGAGGGAAGUGCUGUCUCACUUGGAGUCUCCCACACUUCCCCUUGAUGUUGUGCCAUCCUGUUCGCUUCCCUUGCCCUCAGUAAUGUCAGGCAAAGAGGAACUAUUGCUCCUUCCUGACAGGUUCCCUGAUCAAUUAACUGUGACCAAACCACCACUGGAGGAAGAGCUGCCUCGGACGCCAGGCCGGGACAUUUUAGCAAAGUGCUCACACAGCCUUUCGAAGUCUCAGAGCACGGACACUGUCCCAGCCACACCUGGCAGUGAUGCUCCUCUCACAGGAAGCAGCUUGACUUUAAGUUCCCCACAAGUCCCAGGAAGCCCUUUUUCCUACCCAUCCCAGUCCCCUGGCAUCAAUAGUGGUGGCAUUCCUCGGACUCCUGGGAGGGAUUUCACUUUCACACCGACGUUUCCAGAGCCUGGUGCUACCCUGCCUUGCCUUUUGUCUGGCAAGAAGCCCUCUGAGGAUGAACCUGAUGAGAAGGUCUUUAAAGAACCUCUUAGUACUUCCCUACUGGCUGGUGCGAACAGUGUUCCCUCCCCUAUUCCCUUUGCCAGCCCUCCGGUCCCAGCUUUCCAUGCCCAUAUAGACUUACCGCCCAACCAGUCAGUACCUCUUACUGUUCAGCCUUGCUUGUUCAUGGACUCAAAGAUGUCUCUAGAGGAACAUAGCAUGGACACACAGCCCCUCUUGUCCUUCACCUCAGAACAGCCCAUGUCUUCUCCACCUCUCCCUCCUGCGCCACCCUCAUCUGUCUUGCCCAUCAAAAGGAAGCCAGGUCGGCCAAAACGAUCCUCUCCAUUGGGCCCUAUGUUGGAUGCCUAUUCCAGCAAACCCAUUGAGCCACCUCUUCUUCCCAUCCCAGUUGCCUUGACUGAAAGUGCUGUAAACAAAGAGUUGUUGAGUAGCCAUCCAGAGGCUUUCUACCCCCUGAAAGACCCUGAAACAGUGACCCUGGAUUUCCGGAAUGACUGCUUCCACGACAAAGUCGCCCCAGAUGUUUUAGCUGAGAAGCUUCCCUUCAAGGAGCUGGAGAACCAGUGGAAUGAGGACCUCAAAGAGGAUGAGGCUUACCUGAAGUGCAAGAGACAGUGGAGGCGGCAGAAAAAGAGGCCAGAUGACAUCCCGACAAUUCCUUCCCCGGAGUAUUCCCCACAACGGUAUCACUUUAGGCCCCGCUCUGAGUUUGAGGAAAUGACUAUUUUAUAUGACAUUUGGAAUGGAGGGAUAGAUGAGGAGGAUAUCCAUUUCCUCUGCAUUACGUAUGAUCACUUGUUGCAGCAAGACAAUGGCAUGGACUGGCUGAACGAUACCCUGUGGGUAUACCAUCCUCCAACCAGUUUCUCUACUGUGAAGAAGAAGAAACGAGAUGAUGGAAUGCGGGAACACGUUACAGGCUGUGCACGAAGUGAAGGCUACUACAAAAUUGACAAGAAAGAUAAGCUGAAAUACCUCAACAAUAGCCGUGCAUUUGCUGAGGAGCCUCCAGCUGAUACACAGGGAAUGAGCAUCCCUGCCCAAGUACAUGUUUCGACCCGGGCAGGCUCCGAGAGGAGGUCAGAGCAACGCAGGCUUCUGUCGUCCUUCACUGGCAGUUGUGACAGUGACUUGCUCAAAUUCAACCAGCUCAAGUUCCGGAAGAAAAAGCUAAAAUUUUGUAAGAGUCACAUUCAUGACUGGGGACUCUUUGCCAUGGAGCCAAUUGCUGCUGAUGAGAUGGUGAUCGAGUAUGUGGGUCAAAACAUCCGGCAGGUAAUAGCAGACAUGCGAGAGAAGCGCUAUGAAGAUGAAGGCAUUGGGAGCAGUUAUAUGUUCAGAGUUGAUCAUGACACGAUUAUAGAUGCAACGAAGUGUGGAAACUUUGCCAGGUUUAUUAAUCAUAGUUGUAAUCCAAAUUGCUAUGCUAAAGUCAUCACAGUGGAAUCCCAAAAGAAGAUUGUCAUCUACUCGAAGCAGUACAUCAAUGUGAAUGAGGAAAUAACUUAUGACUACAAAUUCCCCAUCGAGGAUGUCAAGAUCCCUUGUUUGUGCGGCUCAGAGAACUGCAGAGGGACCCUGAAUUGAAACCCAAGGUUAUUUGCCACACAUUGACUGUGUCUGGACUGUGGUAACCAAGGUGGUUGCACUUUUGCCAAAAAAGGAGGUGGUAGAAGAAGAAGGAAGGAAGGAAGGGGAGAAGGGGAGACAGAGAAAGAGAAAGAGAAAUCCACUGGGUGGCACAUUCUAUCCAUCCGUCAGGAGAAGUACAAAUUGCAGACGCACACUAAGAUAUCUCAAGCUGCGGUGCUUUUCUUCUUUGGAUCCAGUGCUCCACUCCCCCGCAGAUAGCUCCCAUUAUGCAGUGGCACCAUGAAUCAAAACACUCUUUUCCCCACUCUGCUCACUCCGUAAUGGCACAGCUCUCAUGGGUAUAGUAAGGUACCUUUGUAUUGUUCAAAAACGUUCCUCUUUACAUACAGCGCUGCUACAUUUCUGUCAUUCAUUUUGUUUUGGGAUGGGCGGAGGGAGCAGGGGAAAGACAUUCAGCUUUUUAAAAAUGUGAAGUAGAGUGUGUGAGUGUAUUUGGGGGGUGGGGGUGCGGGUGUCCCUGUGUGGAGUGGAAGCUAGCUGGCAUAGCUGUCACGUGAGCAUCAGGCGCUUAGUCUCCAGUGCAGGCUGGGGAUUUCUGUGUGAGUUUAUUGAACACAGUUGCCUCUUCUCCUGUUUCUGGAUCAGAGGAAGGUCCAAAAUACUGAGAUUUGACGUAAGGUUGCCUUCUCAAUGUUCCUGUGCACUCUGCUGGUCCUCUCGUGGAGGGAGUGUCCAAAGUAGCUUUAGGACCUAAGAGGGGAGAAACUGUUGGCUGUGCCAGGCUUAUAAUGAAGAGGACACUAACCUUUCCUUUUGAAAAGAAAAGUAGCAUUUGCUUGUUUUCCCUUCCCUGUAGCCUUGCUUUAUGCUGUCGCAUUCUUUGGCCAGGCUCCCUGAAGCCUUGCGGUCAGGCGCCCUCUAUUCCAAUCGGUGAGGCUUCCAGGAGAAACCAUCACAAACACUCUCAAGAUGAACCAGGGCUUCAGAAUGACAGGUUGUGAACUAGGGCAAGAUCCUUGAGUGGCACCAAAAACCAAAACCAAAGGCUACUUUUCUUCCCUUGAUGGUUUUCAACCAUCACCUCUUCCUGAUGUGGUCCUUUAGUAGUCAACUCAUCAUCUUAAACACUAUCUCUGUAGGUUUCUUUCUUCAGAAAUACUCAGAAGAUUGCUUGCAGGUUUUAUCAUCCUCAGCCAAGCUUGCUUGGUGGCUAAUCUCUGCUUCUUUUCAAUUAGUUCAUGAGUUUACUGUGAGUGCAUUGGGAGGUGUUUGUAUGCUGAGAGCAGCACUUCUGUGGCCUGAAAAAGCAAUACUUUCUUAAUGCUGACUUUCUGCAGCAAGCAAACCAUAAUCAAAACAAUCUAAAACAUGUGUCCUACACAAACAUUGCAACUCACGUGCAAACAACGGAGAAAUUAAUGGGGAUUUUUCCUUGGAAUUGCAACCCAAGCAAGUGGAGGAGUGAAAUGUUCGGUUUGAAACAGGGAAAAAACCCAAACGUGUGAGGGCAAAGGACCCUUUUUUAAAAAUUGAUACAAGUUUGUUGAGAGAGUGACGUGGUGAGGAAACGAUGAAAUAUUUGCCCAUUUUUCAGUACUCGUCUGUCUCUUGCUCCAGGAAUGAAUUUACUGGACUUGAAGCUUAGUUUGCUAGAAAGGACCAGAGCCUGCAUAAAUACUGUCUCAGUCAGGUCUAUCUCCUCUUCCCUGCUUCGGACAGGUCUUAACAUUUUGUGACCUGUGUUCUCUCGACAGAACCUUCUCAAAGCACUUCCCAGAGACAGUAGAGUUUUUCUAGCAAGUCUAACAAUCACUUAGUAACUGCCUCUCCCAGCUUGAUGGCCUACAAAAGUGGAUGGGAUAUCCCUUUGUAAGUGUUUGCGGGCUGAGAGGAAGAAGCAAACUCAGCUGCCUUCUCUCCUUUUCUAGUCAAGGUGCUUCAUUUCAUCAUGGGCUUGCUUAGUCUGAAUUAACUUGAGUUUGGAAGUGAAAGAUAAGACUCUAUGAGAAGUUGGUUGGAUUCACCAAUGUCGCAUUUCUUUGGUACAGUUUUCUGCCUUCUUACAAUGCCUCCUCUGUUCUGUGUCUUUUUUUUUUUUUUUAACGCUUCCAGUCUUUGAGAAAAGCCACAUCCAUUUAAUCUAAUUCUGCACAGAGCUGUUGUCAGUAAGCAAGCUAGUCCUAUGCUUCUGGCCGUCCCUUACUCUCCUUCCAUGCCACGAGUGCAAUUCACAAGGAGCGUAUCCUCUGCAAGCAGACGGGUGGGAGCUUGUGCAGGGGCAGUGCCCUGUGAAUGAGCUUGGCUGUUCAUCCUGCCAUUUUUGUGUUUAGCAAAUGCCUGGAAACCAGGUUUCCUUGGGUGAGCGCAGCACCACUAGGACACCUGAAACAAUGUCUUGGUGUAAAAGCUGCCUGUCACACACACACACACACGCCACCCCAAAUACCAACCUGGCCAUGAGAAGGGCGCGAGGGAGGAAAUGUUCUCUGCGAAGCCUUUGCCUGGCUUUGGGGAGAAUUCUUCCAAAGUAUUUGUCUGCAUACGCACAAGCACAUCCCGAAUCCUAAAUCCAAAGUACUUUGGGACUCCCCCAGUCAGCACUCUGUUCCUUGCAGGGCAAGAACUCAGGGGUGAAGCUACUCUGCUUGUCUGCCUCCAGUUCAGAUGAGUACAGCUUAAAAAGAGAUUUCUGGAAGGAAGAGUAGCCCACACUAGAUCUAGAAAAAGCAAGUGCAAAAGUGACCUUCUGGGCUUCCCCCUAACCUUGCCCUUGAGAGGAGUGCCAAAGUCUUGACAAUUAACUGGAUGCCUUGUCCUUUCUGCUCCAAGGAGGGCAAGGUGUAUCGCUUGGCAUCCGUAGAGCUUUUCACACUGGCAUGAUCCAGCCAAUGCAUCUCUGUGCUUUGAAUACCAGCCUGCUUAGUUUCAUACAAUCGUUUCUCUUUCCCAUCUGCCUUCUCCCUGGUUUGAGGUUAAACUGGGGGAGUUCAGAGGGAGCCAGUCCCAGAGCCAAUAUUUCUAUUAUCAAAGCAGCUUAUUUCUACAGUGGGGGGGAGAUGAUCAUUUUUAAAUUCUGAUGCAAAGUAAUUUCAGUUUUUUUUCCAUUUGUGACCUAUAUUCAGGGAUCAUUUCAGUGCUUUUUCUGUAUAAAACGUUUGUUUGGUUGUGUGUGUGCGUUUUUGUUUGUUUUUUUUUUAAAAAGAGGGAAAUUAAAUUUUGACGUCUCAAAUGGACACAUCAUCUGUACAUAAGCAACUGUUCUUACUCUUCUCUUCAAACACUUGUUUCUUGUAGAAACAUGUUGAUUUUGGUUUUUGUUUGUUGGGAGGGCUGUUUUGUUUGUACUUGGAAAGCAUGUACAUAAUUUGUUUUAAAAAUGACUAUUGUAGUUUGGAGUUCUUUUUUAAAAGAUUGCCAGGCUUGAGACCUCAAGGAGAAAGAGUGGAAGUUUGGGAGUGGGACACACUGAGGGAAAGCGCUGGCACUAUUUACAGCUUGUGUCAAGCUAUGUAUAAUGUAAAUUCUGUACAAAAUUAACUUCCUUUUUGGUCAAAUACGUAGAUCAAACUAGAAGCAUUAAGAAGCUGAAGAAUAUAAAAAGAAAAUGCCAAGUGGAGGCUUUUUUUUUUAUUUGCCUUUUGGAUACCUUAACGUGCAAAAUCUAUUUAUUUCAGACAAGAAAAUGUGUAUAGUCUAUUAAUGACAACCUAAAACGUAUUUAAGCAAAACUGCAACUUUUGAUUUUAUUUUAUUUUUUUCCAAUUUAAAAUUUCAUUUCUUGUAUGUUCCUUCUCAAUUUACCAACGUAGUAUUUGUGGAAACGAAAAGGAAAAUGCAUCAGCCGUGCUCGGGAGCUCCGUGGUGCUCCGAUGCACAUGCACAGCUCCGCGUGAGAAGGGCAUUCCCGCACCGACAGAGGAAUGCCCUGCCAAUGGUGAAGCUUCAUGUGCAAAUGUGGGGCUCUCAGAUUCUCACUGGAGCUGUUGGGAGGAAGCAGUUGUUUUGGGGUGGGAAUGGGAACAGAAAUAACGCUAAAUCCAGGAGGUAAUUCUUCAGAUGAAAAGCUGAGGAGGGGGAAACCUUGGUCCUUAUUGUUCCUGUUUCAUGAAUUCUGUAAAGAUACUGGUUUUUAAUUUGCGGUGUGGAGAAUAAAGACCUCCUUCAAAAGGGGAAAGGAAAAUGGUUUGCAAUAAAUUACAUCUGUUUUUUUAUAUUCACUUCAACCAACAACAACAACCCAGAAUUAAAUCGCUUGCCUUUGGAGAUUUAGGAAUUUUUAAAACUUCUGUUCCCUUUUGUUUUUUUAAACAACUGUAUAAAUUUAGGACUAUUCUGUGCAUCUAGGCGCUGUCAUCAGUAUGUACCUUGUUUUGAAGAACGUGGGUUUUUUUUUGUUGUGGGUGUGUCAUGCUGUAAAUAUUUGUUCAUAUUUUUUUGUGAAUUGAAUACUAUGUACCAUUGUAUUAUAGUAACUUUUAUAAAGCAAACCAUAAAUAUACUGACCUUUCUUACAAAAAAACCCCACCUUGUUUGGUUCAUUGGUGCCAAAAUAAUAAUUUCUGGACGGACCAGAGGCCUAUCGGGGCAGAACUUUGGAGCAAGAGACUUGUGACCAUAGGUGUAAUGCCCUUCCAAGCUUGGUUCAAAAGUAAGUAAUCAUACCAUCACCUGCAUAGUAUGCUGUUUUCAUCGAGCUG